Molecule: messenger RNA, 2991 nt
Organism: Hypanus sabinus (Atlantic stingray)
Lineage: Eukaryota; Metazoa; Chordata; Chondrichthyes; Myliobatiformes; Dasyatidae
Gene: wasf3b
Product: WASP family member 3b
Exons: 9
Coding region: 192-1685 (497 amino acids)
Biological process (GO): actin cytoskeleton organization; positive regulation of Arp2/3 complex-mediated actin nucleation
Cellular component (GO): cytoskeleton
Molecular function (GO): Arp2/3 complex binding; actin binding; protein kinase A regulatory subunit binding
Source: RefSeq, a predicted model, not a curated record
UGCCGACGUCCCUGGGGCGGCGGAAUUUCGGAGCGGGCACGCCGACUGGCUAGGGCGCACGUCAAUCAGUACGUGUCCGUGAUCAGGGUAGGUUACCCCGGUGGGCACUCGCAGGCGGCACAGGGGGCAGAGAGACACGGAGGGAUAUCUGUUCCAACCGAGCAGGUAGUUUUCUAUGCUCACAAGAAAACAUGCCAUUAGUAAAGAGGAACAUUGAACCCAGGCACCUCUGUCAUGGUGCUUUGCCUGAAGGAAUUAGCAAUGAACUGGAAUGUGUCACAAACAAUACGCUAGCGGCUAUCAUUCGUCAGCUCAGCAGUCUCAGCAAACAUGCAGAAGAUAUAUUUGGUGAACUGUUUAAUGAAGCCAAUAACUUCCAUAUUCGAGCAAACUCUCUUCAAGAUAGAAUUGAUCGUUUGGCUGUCAAAGUUACACAGCUGGACUCAACAGUGGAGGAAGUUUCCUUGCAGGAUAUUAACAUGAGGAAAGCUUUCAAGAGCUCUACAAUGCAAGACCAACAAGUUGUUUCAAAGGGUUCAACUCCAAACCCAGUGUUGGAAAUGUAUAAUAAGAGUGAUAAGCCACCGCCACUGAACAUUCUGUCACAGUACAGAGAUGACAAAAAAGAUGGACUUAAAUUUUAUACGGAUCCAUCUUAUUUCUUUGACUUAUGGAAAGAGAAGAUGCUACAGGAUACUGAAGAUAAGAGGAAAGAGAAAAGAAGACAGAAGAGAGAGAAACAUAAAUUGAAUUCAAACAGAAAUCACCAAGUUAAUGUGAGAAAAGUCAAAACAAGAAAAGAAGAAUGGGAAAGAAUGAAAAUGGGCAAAGAGUUCAUGACAGACGCAAAGGAAAUGGAGCAGGCCGAGGUCAUGAAAGAGGAGAAAAUGUCUAAAGGAUCCCAUGGAUCAGAUCUCACUGAUUAUUCAUACCCUGCUACCCCAAGCCAUCAUUCACAGCAGCAACAAAUGGCAGCUUCACAUUUGCCAAAUGAUAAUCAACAACAAAUGGUGACUGGGAACCAAGUUCAGGAACAUGAUUGCAAAUCCUCUGCACCAGGGUUUAGACAUGCUACUUUGAAUAGACCUCAACAACCCCCACCACCUCCACCACCAACUACUCAAAAUGAUGCCCGUCCACCACCACAACAACCAGUAGACCACAGUGUGCCACCUCCUCCUCAGAUGAUGGAAUAUUACAAUUCAACAAGCCCUGCUGUGCUUCCCCCUGACCCAAUCAUUCCAUCAGCACAAACAGCCUUUGUCAGUCCACUCCAAGUGCCUCCUCCUCCAGCUUCCCAUCCUGGGUCAGUGGUAGGAGUUGCGCCCCCAAUGCCACCUGGGGCAGCCUCUCCACUUGGGCCUCCUGUACCUCCUCCACCUCCUCCUCCUGCUCUGCCAGCACCACCUUCCUCCCUUGCAUCCUCUCCAAUGCACUCUCAACUUGUAGUUGAAAACAAACGGCAUGAACCAACAAGUACUCCUCUCAAUGAUGCCAGAAGUGAUCUCCUUGCUGCUAUUCGUGUGGGAAUUCAACUGAAGAAAGUUCAAGAGCAACGUGAGCAAGAAGCUAAGCGAGAACCAGUUGGGAAUGAUGUGGCAACUAUUCUGUCAAGACGUAUUGCUGUGGAAUAUAGUGAUUCAGAUGAUGAUUCAGAGUUUGAUGAGAAUGAUUGGUCUGACUAACAUGAGUGCUGCAAUAGUUUUAUUAAAUAUCACUUCAUAAAUUAUGAAAAGUAAUAGAGAUCAAAUCUGAACAGUAUAAUUAUUUAAAUGGAUUUUGAAUGAGGUGAGAAAGGAUGCUGGGGUGUUGUGAUUGUUUCUAUAGCUAGUGAGCCAGAAUUAUUCAUAAAUUGAAUUAUUUAAACACACCGCCCAGGACUAUGACCCAUGACUUCUUUUGUUUAGACUGUAGAAGUGCAACUGUUGAUUUACAAUGAACACAUUUUGUAGGAACAAAUUAAGAAACUUGUAAUCAAAUACCAAUUAGUAUGUCACUUCAUUAUCAGCUUCAGUGUUAUUAAAAAUGCUUCAUUGAUGUAUUAAUGAAACAUAGAAAUUCAGCAGUAUAUUUUUGAUUUUCAACAAGUGAAACUUAGUCCCAGUGUCUUGGCAAAUACUUGCCACAUAAGUUACUGAAUUCCGCAGUUAUUGCUUCCAUAAACAACAACAGGUUACUAUCAUGUUGCUAUUUAUGAAAACAAUAUAUACAUUAACUGCUGGAUUCUUUUUGGUACAACAGUGGCAGCAUUCAGUUAUCUUAAGAGGGAUGUGAAUAGUGUUAUACGUCUAAAUCCAAGCCUGCCACUGAAGCAGCUUCAUAGAUUAAGAAUAAAUGGAUCCUUGGGCAAAAUGAAUCUAUUUAGCACAGAAAUUGGAAUACUGAUACUGUAAUAUGGAUUCAAUAUCUUUUCGACAGUGCUAUCAACUUGAACUUGCAGGACCCCACAUAUUCUCCUUCAUAAAGUUACUAGUUGGACUAGCUUAACUAAAGUUAAAUUUUUAUUAAACUUAAAGAAAUAUUUACCCAUAUAAUGUAAACUUUGAGAAUAACAAAUGCAAAAUAGUUCAGUACAGUAUUAUUUUGCAGUUAAGAUUUGCAACUCUUUCAUUCUCAAUCUACAAAUUUUAUUUUGAUAUUUUAAUGAUUACCUCUCUGAAUACCAUGUUAAAUUGGAACAAAUUAUAAUAAUACAUUGAAAUGUUAUUCUGUUUCACUGAUGUAUAAUAUUUAUGAGGUAGACAUCAGAUAUAGCCAAUAGUGAAAGUUUUAUUUUAAUUUCUGUGUGCAAUGUCAUCGAUCUUAUAUGUAAUUCAAAUGAGUACCGUUUCUUUGGAAUUACUGUUUUUGUUUAAUAUAUUUGCAGUAUUAACAAUUUUAAAGAAUAACAUAUCAAAACCACUUUGUAAACAUAAGUUAUGCUUGAUUUGUUUCAUACUGAAUUUUAAUUUACAUUUUAUUUUCUAAUCUUAUAGAUGUGUAAAAUUACAA